Messenger RNA from Aphidius gifuensis, 840 nucleotides. RefSeq lists its product as uncharacterized. The record is from RefSeq and is a predicted model, not a curated record. The transcript has 4 exons. NCBI's taxonomy places the organism in Eukaryota, Metazoa, Arthropoda, Insecta, Hymenoptera, Braconidae. Bases 445 to 840 code for a protein of 131 amino acids.
UUUCUAUUUGACUUUGAUUAAAAAAAUUCAAUUUAUCAGUGAUACUCAGAAAUAAAUAUGAUGAAUGGAUGUUAAAGAACACUAAAAUACUGUAGCGUGUACGAAUAUAGAUACACUUAAAAAAUCUCUAGCGAAUGCCACUGUAGAAAGUCUAGCCAUAGGAGUAUGGUUCAGUCACUAUAUACGUGAGAGCUGAACUUAAUUCAAGUAGUAAAGUUCAGCUACCACAACCAGACUUAUAGCCGCGACAACUAUACAUGCAUUUAGCUCCCCCUACGAUUAUUGAAAUAAGCGCCCUUAACUGAAUGUUUCGUGUUCUCAACUGAAUCGUGCAUUCAUGGCCUCAGCUAUAUACACUUAUAUACAAGCAUGUAACAUUUGUCUAAAUUUCAAUAAUAAAUACUAUUUGUUCAUGGAUAAUUUUGUGAAAAUUAUUUCAGUCAAAUGGGAGCUCGAAAAAUUUCAGUGUUUUUAUCGAAUAGAUUCUACAGGUUUUUUGAAUAUCAAAGUUCAAUUACCAGAACGAUUAUUAAAAUGAUGAGAUCCACAUCAGAUGAUAUAAUACAAAUUUGUUCAAAUAAGAUACAUGCAAAACGACAUGAAAUCUUCGAUUUUAACCUACUAACAUCUACUGUUACUCAUAAAGAUGAAAGUGGUCGAAAGAUGACGAAAAAUGGGCUAAUGAGAUUAAUAAAAAAUGAAUUCACAAAUUUUCAAUGUACCGAACAUUAUAAUCAUGAAUCAGGUUCAGAAACUAUUGAAUAUGAACAAGAUUUUACUGGAUGUUCUAAACAUGAAUUGAAGAAAUUGAAAAAAAAUAAAAGAGAGUAUGACAAAUGA